UUUUGAAGUGCAGCCUGAGACGAAAACCCCGCUAAAGCUGCUGCUUGCCGACCCACAGCAAGGAAGCACGAGAUAGCAGAUAGGUUAGCAUGCCUGUACUGAGUUACUGCUUCUCGCCUCGCUAACGGCGCUAGGCUGAAAUGAGCAGCUGUUGAAGGAGCCUCGCCUGACAACACUGCGGCUCGGAGGCUGUAGUGAUGGUCCAGUCCGUUCCAUCAGAUCAUGUCUUCAUACCACUUGCCCACAGCAUAAGUGUGUUGUGCGACAGUAAUAAUCAUCCACGAGGAACACAGUCAUCUACAAAAAUGGUGGCAACCGAGUGAACAACACUGGCAGGCAUCAGCAUUGCCUUGCACUGGCAUCCUAAAAUGCUUGGACUUCGAGAAACAAAAUCUGUUGGAACUCCUUCCAGUAAAACAUACAGUUGUGUGGCAUGCUCUGCCACGUUUAAAGGUUUAUCAUCUCUCUUGGUACAUCAGACUUCUCAUGCCAGUGAGAUCUCUGACCAUAGAGUGACUACGUUGCCUACUUGCAGUCACUGUGGCAGCUUAUUUGCAAGUCCAGAACUUCUUCAGAAGCAUCACUGUAUGGUAUUACCCCCUCCUGUCACUCAAGAUGUAUAUGUGUGUGAUCAUGGGGAAGAGUUUCAUGAACUUGGUGCCAUCCAGGAGCAUAAAAAGUUACAUGAAAUACAGAUGAAGCCACAAUCGGACGAGACAAGUAAUAAAACCUCUGAAGGUAAUGAAACUUUGGAACUUGUCGAAACUUCUGAACUUGCUCAGAAGGACUGUAGCCAACCUGUUCCAGAUGAAGUUCCCUCUAAUGAGAACUCACCUUCUCAUUGCACUGAUGAGUCACUUCAUCAGAACACACAGACUGCUUCAGAGGAGUGCUUGUCUACUUCAGAUUCUCCUUCUGUUCAUAAUGCCGUAUCACAGGUACAUCAUGAUGAAGGGUCAGAGCCAUCUGACUUAACCUCCCCUCUGGCACUCACAGAAGCACAAGGCCAGUCCUUUGGGAUUGAACUUGAGAAAUUAGAAUCUGAGAAUACAUGUGUUUCUGACAGCAAGGAAACAGUAAAUGAAUGUCAAAAAUCAAGGAAUAAGAAACCACUGCUAAAAAUGCUUACAUUGUACAUGAAUAGUAGACAGUCAACCCAGAAGCAAUCGGAGCAAAGCAAGAGGACCCUACCCACACGGAGAGUUUCACCAAGGGCACCAGUGCAGGCUCCAGCAGUAAUGUCAGCAUCAAGCUCUGGAUAUUUCAUUAAUAAUGUCAGGCAAAAGGUCGCUAAAUAUGGCCCCAAUAGAGUGGGUUUCAGACAGUCAGGCAACUUGCUUAAUGUCAAGCCUGUCAAGAAAAAAAAAAAGAGGAGGAUUGUAUCUACGACAAAGACUCUGUAUCCUGUGGUUGCAAUUGAGGCCUGUCAACAGCUUGUUAGAGAAAACAUUGAGGGGAAGCAUCAGUGCGGUCUCUGCCGGAGAGUUUUUCAAGACAUGGACAGCUUGAUAAUGCAUCAUGCCUUGCACAAGAAAGAAAGAGUCAAAUUUUGCCGCCGUUGCCGACAGUAUGUGCUAAGUGUCAUUUCCGUUCCACAUAACCACAUCUGUGCUAGCUCUAAUGUUGGAUUUUCCAGACAUUUUACAUUGCUAACGUCAAACAGUCCUACAACGCAGCACUCUCAGAAGUUAUUCCACUGUACAAUGUGCAAUCGGAGCUAUACACGAAGGCACAGUCUUAACAAACACAAUUGUCAGUGGAUAGCCUUUCUUAAGAGCUCUGCUUUUGGAGCCCAAAAAAAUGACAUGGUCAGCAAUUUUGAGCAAGGUUCUAAUGCAGAAAAACAACUAAUGUCAGUACAACAAGAUUCAUCAUGUCAGGUAAAUGUUGGUGUGAACACAGAGGGCCUUAAACUGGUAAAGACUGAGGAGCUCAAUACUGAUUCUUCGUUGGAGGGAAAAUAUCAGACAGGGUUAUUGGCAAAACGCUUCUCUCGAAAUGCUGUUCCUACAACUGCCCAAGAUAAAAUGAGUCGAGGAAGCAACGCUGAAACAGGUGAAUCAUUAGGAGGGAGCCAGUGUACUGUGCCUUUGGAUGAUGCUGAAAUAGAUGUGAUGGAUGUUGAUGAAGAAAAACAUGAUGAUUUGAUGGAGGCACCCAAGGACAGCUCUGAUGAGGUUGUUGUCUUAGAACCCACCAUAAAGUGUCCAACCAGUUCAACACUGUCAAGUAAAGAUUUUCAGGUGCAAAUUUCUGCUAGUGGUGUAAAACGUUUUUUGUGUAAUAGCUGUCAGAAAAGCUAUUCCCGACGUUUCACCCUGAAGCGGCACCUUGAGAUUUGUGGAGCAAGAAAUUUAAUGGGGCAACAUUCUUUUGGACAGGCUAAUAUCAUUGUGCUAAAGAAAAAGUUUCCAUGUCCCAAUUGUGGAGUGUCAUUUACCCGCAAAGACAGUAUGAACAUGCACCGAAAGAGGUGCCAGUCAGUGAGAGGUGCAAGCACUCUGGAGGUGAAUAAGUUGUCUGAGAAGAAAAACCAAGCCUCCCAGGAAAACACAUUUGUGUUGCCCCCAGUUUCUAAGAACCAAGUAAGACAAGAGAGCAGUAACAAUAAUUCUGGAAGUGGAAACUGGGGGAUUAUGUCAUUACCAUCUGUGCUUCCCAGAAAAGUGACUUGUGAGUGCGGUGCUGCUUUCACUUGCCCCAGGUUUCUGUUUGAGCAUCUGCAAAUGCAUGCGAUGGAGUCCUACAUUUGUUCCCAUUGUGGUGAGAAUUUGCAGUCUUGGGCUGAUUUUCAAGCACACCAAAAAUUCCAUGCACAAACAUCAGGGCAGAAAAAUGAGCAGAAAGUGUCGCAACCACAGCAACCUCAGCUUCAGCAGGUGCCACGUUUUCAAUCGUCAGCGCAAAAUCAGAAAAACCGGUCUCAAGAUCUGUUGAAAUCACAUUUAAAUCACAGACACAUGUGCCACAGAUGUACAAAGGUCUUCAGAGCACGCAAGUCUUUGCUGAGACACCUGAGGUUGAGUUGCAGAGGAGAUAUUGCAGGUCAAAACAAGCACUCUUGUUCUCGCUGUGGUAUGACCUUCCAAAGUCCAUUAGCUCAUAAGGUUCACAUUCAGGGCAACACUUGUACACCUUCUUUCAAACCUGUCCGCUGCCCAGUGUGUGUCCGUUGGUUCAGUUGCAUGGAUGGACUCAAAAGACACUUGGUCUCGCACAGCCAACAAAAGGUUUUGACGUGCCAGAUCUGUGAGCAUAAGUGCUCAAGCUACGAAGAUCUUGAGGAGCAUAAAAGGAGGGUCCAUGGCACAAAGGAAGCUGCUGAGUCACCUACUAUUCAGUCUGCACAUGUUUCACAAAGCAACCCAUCAAAUGCCUUUCAGUGCCAGAUGUGUCAACGCAGUUACUCAAAACUCCAGUCCCUGAAGGAUCAUCUAAGGAAAGUCCAUCGACCGCAAGGUCUAAACCCAGGCAGCGUUGGUGUUUUAGAGCCCAAAGCUGGUGGACUUCAGUCAUCAAAAGGAACUCUACAGCAAAGCCAUUCCAAUCCAUUUCAGUGUCACAUCUGUUCACGGAGCUACACUGCCUUGCGGUCCUUGAGGAACCAUAGAAGGCGAGUCCACUGCAUCCGAGGUGGUCUUGAGAUGUUCAGGGAAAUCGUUCGUCAAAGCCAGGGCAACCCAUAUAGGUGUCAAAGUUGCCAUCGGAGUUAUCGAGACACAAGAUCCUUAAAGAACCACAGAAGGAGGGUGCACUGUAUUUUGGGGGAUGUGCCAGAGUCUGCAAAAGUGGUUUCUACAGAUGUGAAACAGUCAGAGGUUAAGUCGGUGCCUCUUGAUGUCACUUUAUCUCUAAGUACGGCUCCUGAGACUGCAGUACAAAAAGUGAGCAACGAAGAUCAAUUAAACACAUUGCUAGAUUGACUCACACUUGAAGAAGAUAAAAUUAAUAAGGAUAAAAUUAGUUCUCAGUUCAGUGCUAGGUAAAGGGGAAUCCUGCUGAAUUUUAACAUUUCCCCAUAAUUUCAUUAUUAAGAUGUUUACAAUUAAGACAUUUACAAUUACACAUUUGCAACAGAGAUGUCUCUAAACUUACAUUGUGUAGCUUUAACAUUGCUGCAUGUAAAAAUAAAUCAUGAUGUGGUCAUUUUGGAUAGUUAAUAAAGUGGGUGAAUUUGCUUUGAGGAGAUCAUGACCCCCAUCACUGUAAAGAAAUCUAAAUCAGUAAGUUGCUCACUGAGUGCGUUUACACGCACUCAAUAAUCCAGUAACGGCAGAAAAUCAGAUUUUGUCAGU
Messenger RNA from Colossoma macropomum (tambaqui), 4295 nucleotides. Its product is annotated as zinc finger protein 850-like. The record is from RefSeq and is a predicted model, not a curated record. The transcript has 3 exons. Gene Ontology annotation, molecular function: DNA-binding transcription factor activity, RNA polymerase II-specific; RNA polymerase II transcription regulatory region sequence-specific DNA binding. Gene Ontology annotation, cellular component: nucleus. Gene Ontology annotation, biological process: regulation of transcription by RNA polymerase II. The coding region runs from base 369 to 3923 and encodes 1184 amino acids. NCBI's taxonomy places the organism in Eukaryota, Metazoa, Chordata, Actinopteri, Characiformes, Serrasalmidae.